CUUUACCUUAUUCUUGCUUCCCACUAGUAUAUCCGGAACUGUGUAAUGAACAGGACCUUGCCCCAUUUUAUGCUUGUGGAAUGUUGCAAGAUCAAGAAGAUGUAUGAACAGGAAAUGAUUGCCAUAGAGGCUGCCAUAAAUCGAAAUUCAUCAAACCUUCCUCUUCCUUUACCACCAAAGAAAAUGCGAAUUAUUUCUCAUGUUUGGGAAAAUAACAACCCUUUCCAAAUUGUGUUGGUUAAGGGAAAUAAACUUAACACAGAAGAAAGUGUAAAAGUUCAUGUCAGGGCUGGCCUUUUUCAUGGUACUGAACUCCUCUGUAAAACCAUCGUAAGCUCAGAGAUAUCAGGGAAAAAUGAUCACAUUUGGAAUGAACCACUGGAAUUUGAUAUAAAUACUUGUGACCUGCCACGAAUGGCUCGAUUAUGUUUUGCUGUUUAUGCAGUUUUGGAUAAAGUGAAAACGAAAAAGUCGACUAAAACUAUUAAUCCCUCUAAAUAUCAGACCAUCCGGAAAUCUGGGAAAGUGCAUUAUCCUGUAGCAUGGGUAAAUACGAUGGUUUUUGACUUUAAAGGACAGUUGAGAUCCGGAGACAUAAUAUUGCACAGCUGGUCUUCAUUUCCUGAUGAACUUGAAGAAAUGUUGAAUCCAAUGGGAACUGUUCAAACAAAUCCAUAUACUGAAAAUGCAACAGCUUUGCAUAUCAAAUUCCCAGAGACUAAAAAACAACCUUACUAUUAUCCUCCCUUCGAUAAGAUAAUCGAGAAGGCAGCUGAGAUUGCAAGCAGUGACAGUGCUAAUGUAUCCAGUCGAGGUGGAAAAAAGUUUCUUGCUGUACUGAAAGAAAUCUUGGACAGGGAUCCCUUGUCUCAGUUGUGUGAGAAUGAAAUGGAUCUUAUUUGGACUUUGCGACAAGAUUGCAGAGAGAAUUUCCCACAGUCACUGCCAAAAUUACUGCUGUCAAUCAAGUGGAAUAAACUUGAGGAUGUUGCUCAGCUUCAGGCACUACUUCAGAUUUGGCCUAAACUGCCCCCCCGGGAGGCCUUAGAGCUUCUAGAUUUCAACUAUCCAGAUCAGUACGUGCGAGAAUAUGCUGUGGGCUGCCUGCGACAGAUGAGUGAUGAAGAACUCUCUCAAUAUCUUUUACAACUGGUGCAAGUUUUAAAAUAUGAGCCUUUUCUUGAUUGUGCCCUCUCUAGAUUCCUAUUAGAAAGAGCACUGGCUAAUCGGAGGAUAGGGCAAUUUCUAUUUUGGCACCUUAGGUCAGAAGUGCAUAUUCCUGCUGUCUCAGUACAGUUUGGUGUCAUCCUUGAAGCAUACUGCCGGGGAAGUGUAGGGCACAUGAAAGUGCUUUCUAAGCAGGUUGAAGCACUCAAUAAGUUAAAAACUUUAAAUAGUUUAAUCAAACUGAAUGCAAUGAAGCUAAACAGAGCCAAAGGGAAGGAGGCCAUGCAUACUUGUUUAAAACAGAACGCUUACCGGGAAGCCCUCUCUGACCUGCAGUCGCCUCUGAAUCCAUGUGUUAUCCUCUCAGAACUCUAUGUUGAAAAGUGUAAAUACAUGGAUUCCAAAAUGAAGCCUUUGUGGCUCGUGUACAAUAACAAAGUGUUCGGUGAGGAUUCAGUUGGAGUGAUUUUUAAAAAUGGUGAUGAUUUACGACAAGAUAUGUUGACACUCCAAAUGCUGCGCUUGAUGGAUUUACUUUGGAAAGAAGCUGGUCUGGAUCUUCGGAUGCUGCCUUAUGGCUGUUUAGCAACAGGAGACCGCUCUGGCCUCAUUGAAGUUGUGAGCACCUCUGAAACAAUUGCUGACAUUCAGCUGAACAGUAGCAACGUGGCUGCUGCAGCAGCCUUCAACAAAGAUGCCCUUCUGAACUGGCUUAAAGAAUACAAUUCUGGGGAUGACCUAGACCGAGCCAUUGAGGAGUUUACCUUGUCCUGUGCCGGCUACUGUGUAGCUUCUUAUGUCCUUGGGAUUGGUGAUAGACAUAGUGACAACAUCAUGGUCAAAAAAACCGGCCAGCUCUUCCACAUUGACUUUGGACAUAUUCUUGGAAAUUUCAAGUCUAAAUUUGGCAUUAAAAGGGAACGGGUGCCUUUUAUUCUUACCUAUGAUUUCAUUCAUGUGAUUCAACAAGGAAAAACAGGAAACACAGAGAAGUUUGGCCGCUUCCGCCAGUGUUGUGAGGAUGCAUAUCUGAUUCUACGACGGCACGGGAAUCUCUUCAUCACUCUUUUUGCACUGAUGCUGACUGCAGGGCUUCCUGAGCUCACAUCAGUCAAGGAUAUACAGUAUCUUAAGGACUCUCUUGCCUUAGGGAAGAGUGAAGAAGAAGCACUCAAGCAGUUUAAGCAAAAAUUUGAUGAGGCACUCAGGGAAAGCUGGACUACUAAAGUAAACUGGAUGGCCCACACAGUUCGGAAAGACUACAGAUCUUAAUGAUCAGCCUUUGCUCCUAAUGUAUUUGUUGGUUUUGUUUAGUUUUCAGUUUGCACUUGCACUAAAUUGAACACAACCCUGCCAGAGAUGUUAUAAAGGGAAUGAAAUCCUGGAACUCAGUUAAAUUAAGACCAAGGCAUCCCACAGAACCUAAUCUGAACAAUCCCCAAUGACCACCCUUGCUUUAUUGAAUGCUUCCAAGAUUCAUCAUGAAAACUCCCAACAUAAUGGAUAAUCAUUUCCUGCUGACUUUGCACGCUGAAGAAUGCUACUAGAGAUUGUUUUCUGUCUUCUUCUCCUUCUUCUUCUUCUUCUUUUUUUUUUUUUAAGUAUUUGGUACUUUUCCAGAAAGGUGUAAAUACUUCUUUUUGUAUUGUGACCAAGUGUUAUCACUCAGCCAACUUAUCCACACAUGGGGACUGGUAGUUGUUCUUAAAAGAAAGGUAUCUUUCUUCCCUUUUUAAAUUAUAUCAACUAUAAAUUGUAAGAUAAUUUGAAAUUAUGAUUAUUUUUCAAAAGAAAUCUUUAAAUCUGUGGAAAGAUUAGCUCUUUUGUUGAUAUUUAUCUACCGUGACAGCAUCAUUCCUACCAGACUUGGUGAAAAUCUGCUCGUGAGGCAAAUAUAAUAUAUAUGCUGCAUAUAUAUUUAUAAAAUUUCUAGUGGGAGUUCUGUAAAAAAAGGACAUUUCUUUGUUUUUUUUUUCCGUCUGUGUUUUAAAGUUUUACAAAAAGCAGAGCUUUUUCCUAAGUUACUUUUUUAGUUAACUAUAUGAGAUCCAGUUCUUCCAGUUGCUUCUGUAAUGAGGCACAUAGUAAUUUCAGUUUUUACAUGGUAUCUAUGAAAGAGUUCACUUCAUAGAGCAUAAUACUUGAGCAAAUGCAUCCAAGACAGAAAACAAAUGAAAAGAAACUAUUUAUGGAAUCAUCUCCAGACCUAAAAUUCAAUAUUUUAGUAAAAUGCCAGCUGUUCUUACUGUAUUUAUUAAAACUUGUAAUAAUGUGAUUUUUCAAGGAUAUUAGUUCAAAUUGAAAUGGUUUCAUGCCAUAUGGAAUUCUUUAAUUUAUUUGUUGAGGUACCAUACAUUUAGGGUGCUAGAUGGCAAAUAAUGUUAAUAUGUGCAAUAAGAACUACUGGUUUGAAUGUGUAAAUGGAUGCUCUUUCUGAGUACUGGCAAUAUCCAGCAAAACUACUGCUUUUUCUCCAAAGACUUUUGGGAGCUCUCAAUCCUCAGUGACAUGACAUGAAAAAGAGAACCGAGUAUUUACCCUGUGACUGAGUUUUCUAUAGGAAUUUUAUUAAAGAUUGUUUAAUUUUGUUGUUCUCCUUCAUGUUCUCAGUCAAAUAAAUGGGUGAGCUGGUUUCAGCUGCUUUUGGGAUGUGUGGGCUGCUUCUUUAUGGAUAGCACAGGCCUUUAGAUCUCGGCACUGGAACUCUAAGAAAUGGUCAAGUCAAUAAACAAAUCAAUCUGAGAAGUA
Ailuropoda melanoleuca (giant panda) is the source of this 3915-nucleotide messenger RNA. RefSeq names its product phosphatidylinositol-4,5-bisphosphate 3-kinase catalytic subunit beta (gene PIK3CB). Gene Ontology annotation, cellular component: cytoplasm; phosphatidylinositol 3-kinase complex; plasma membrane. Gene Ontology annotation, molecular function: 1-phosphatidylinositol-4-phosphate 3-kinase activity; 1-phosphatidylinositol-3-kinase activity. Gene Ontology annotation, biological process: phosphatidylinositol-mediated signaling; cell migration; phosphatidylinositol 3-kinase/protein kinase B signal transduction. Bases 46 to 2439 code for a protein of 797 amino acids. The transcript has 18 exons. The record is from RefSeq and is a predicted model, not a curated record. NCBI's taxonomy places the organism in Eukaryota, Metazoa, Chordata, Mammalia, Carnivora, Ursidae.